This is a messenger RNA of Schistosoma spindalis, 1777 nucleotides long. Lineage: Eukaryota; Metazoa; Platyhelminthes; Trematoda; Strigeidida; Schistosomatidae. The record is from the annotation of a GenBank genome assembly.
CAAGGAAUUGUCGUCUGUAAACCACUUUUUAAAAAUUAACGCGCCAUGCAGGUGAGUUCUUAGCAUUAUCUGGAACUUCGAUUACUGUAGUUCGUCAGUCUCACUUAAGUUAAUUUUGUCUUUCAGGAAAAUAAUUUACAGCUUGAUAAGGUUGCUAAAAGAAGGGCUCAAGCUGCUAGAGACUUAAGGUUGAUGGGCUGUCCCAGAUCAACUUAUUAUCGAAGGUUGCGCAAGUUAAGAGAUGAAUUCGUACGACAUUAUCAGUUAAGCAGCAGUGACGAAGAUGACAAGAAUACUGUUGCCAUCACCGGAGUAGGUAGAGCGGUCGCUACAGAGCAGUGUAACAGUACCGUCUCUGGAACAGCCACUACUUCAUGUAGCUAUGUCCAGUGUGCUGGCACUGCAGUCGAUGGUAGUGUAUCUUCCUUAAUUAACUAUGUAUAGGUGGUGUCAUUUCAGAAAUGUCUCCACCCAGUCAUAUUUUAAUGAAAUGAGAGGUCGACAGAAUUGUCAUAGGCAUGAUGACAGGUGGUGAUAUAACGAUUAAAAAGGCUGAUAAAAUUCUGGACCUCUUUCGCGUGCACAUACCUGAACUACCGACAUCCGUUCGAAGUGUUCUACGGAGAUGCAACGACGGUUACAUAAAGAAAGAUGAUGAAACUACCCCGUGUGAAGCAGAAAAGCCAAAGAGGGCUGCCAAACGUAAACUAUGUGACUAUCUAUGUACCUCUGAAGAACUAGAGGUUGCUGAGGUUGAAGCUGGAUUUGCCCCUGUUGAAUUUCCAGUUGUCAACAUUUUGACAGGAAGGUUUUCCCCAAUAGCCAAUUCAUCAAAAGCCGAGCUUUCAUCACCACCCGUUCCAUGUACAUCGACCGCAGUAGAUAAAUCGUUGGGCGGUGAUAUCCAUAAAACGUUGAGAAUGCUGCUGAAGGCGGUCGGUGAUCUUUCUCGUAAGAUGGAUAAAUUGAUCACUUACAACGAACGCUUAUCCAUGGGUGUAACUGACAGGCGUACGGAGCCCGUAGACACUGCAGCUAUCGCAUUUCCAUUACGAACGCAUGAGGACUUGCGUUCUUUAGAAGCUGCGUUAGAUAACAUCCAGUUCCGGGAUUACUUCGUGGGAAGAUUAAACGUGUUCCUCUGUAACGAUCCUCGGAAAUCAGCGAAAGCUUGUCUGAGUUACGUGCUUUCGCCGGAACUGGCAGACAACUACACUUUGCACGGAACUAAAAAAAAAUUGGGUAUUAGUAAAUACAAAUUUUACUCAACCGUUCAAAGUGUUCUGUGUUCCCAUUUUCGAAGUGCGACCUGUACGGAAAAGGAUUUGAUACACGCCAUGGGUACAGCAAGCCAGGCUUUCUUGCAUGACGCAAGAGAUAAAGUUUAUAAACGCGGAUGGCGAUCCAAAGAAAAGGUUAGCAAAAGCAAUAAUGCAUAUUGCAGUUCGAUUAUUACUUUGUGAUCAAUGUUUAUAGUGAUAAAACUUUUGUCAUAUUCCUCUUGUUUUCAGCUGGCUUCGCAGGCUUUAUCUGACGUAACUGUAAGUUAUUUGUUCGGAUUACUGAAAGCAUUGUCUAACUUUAAAUUACGUCAUCUGUGUUUUACAUUGGUUCAUAUGUGAUUGUAAACUAAAAUGUCUUUUUUCAUUUUUUUAGAACCUAACAAACCAUAGUUCAACUUCUGCCUAACGUAACAGAAAUGGAACAAUGAUAAACGUCGUAUUAUUAAAUAAUCUGUGAUAUUUUAUUAACUAUAAUAAAUAUUGAAAUAUUUCAA